Molecule: messenger RNA, 1741 nt
Organism: Pyricularia grisea
Lineage: Eukaryota; Fungi; Ascomycota; Sordariomycetes; Magnaporthales; Pyriculariaceae
Exons: 2
Coding region: 772-1719 (315 amino acids)
Biological process (GO): regulation of DNA-templated transcription
Molecular function (GO): zinc ion binding; DNA-binding transcription factor activity, RNA polymerase II-specific
Source: RefSeq, a predicted model, not a curated record
GGUCGAUGCUCCGACGAAAGCAUAGGAUCUGGCGUCACAUCCCUGUCCUUCCUUCACUUCUGCUUCUGGGUCCAGCCCUAUGAGCUCCUGUUAAUAAGCGAGAGACUAAUGCCAAAGUCCGUCGUUGCAUGCAUUCGCCUCCAUCCCUCCGAUAACAUAUUUUUUGCUAGGUACACACAUUUCACUUUCUGAUAAUAUCAUUGGCCCCAGGUACUCUGGUGCAUCACGCUUUUGAGGGUCCUGUAGUCCUCCAGGGGAUAAGAGCCUUGCCUCUUGGUACCCCUGCAGGGCUUCGAAUAUUAGAGGUUUCCACGUUGGCGGAACCCCCAGGCAGGGCCACGUCCUCCUUCCAAAAACAUUUGCCUCGAUGAUACUGAUUGAUAUCCUUAUCCUGUUCGUGCUCUCAGGUAGCAAAAGUCACAUCCCUUUCCAUAACCCCCAAAUAUUUUAAGCCUUUAAACCCACUCUCUCCAUACCACCUGGAGUUUCGCCCCCUACUCACUUCCUCUUGGCGUGCUGAAGCAAUAGUCGAUUCAUUGCGUCCAGAUCCAGGCGCAAACGAGCCAGGCACCUUGCAGGUCCUAGGAUCGUUUUCACUGGCCAAUGAAAAGGGAGCAACCGGAGGUAUCUCCGGGUUUUUGCUGGGGUCCUUUAGACCAUCUACCGGUCUCGCUCUCGUCCCUGUGGCAAGCCGUCGCGAGAGAUCAAAUAUAAGUCCAUCGUCUUAGACUGUGGGUAUUGGACGGGCCCUCUGCCCGAUGAGUCCAAUUAAUGUUAUGCCCCGGUACCAAACCAUCAUCUCCUUUUACUUUCUUUUCCCUACUACCCAAGAAUCCAGUGCUCGAUACCCAUUGGGUGCACUUUGGUGACCUAAAAUCAGAUCAGGGCUGUACGCUCACCUUGCAUCACCCACCCACCAAUCCUUUCAACCUCCAUUCCGGGCUCGGGGUCUUACCUAUUUCCUUCAAUAAUCCAAAAGGCCACACCCACAAGGGAGGCCUCUUGGGGGAAACACACGGACUCUGUCGGAUGUCAGGUUCCGGCAGGUUCCGCGCCCUCCGUCCACUGGAUGAGUCGACGGCACUGCAGGCUAACGAGGCGGACGCUGUUAGGGAGGGUUCAGCUUCCAGCGUGAGCCUGUCGCCGAUUCUAGCAUCAUCUUCCAGCGCCCCCGUCAGGACGCAGAACCGAACGCUGUCUGCGUGUCUGAGGUGUCGAAGAAGCAAAGCAAAGUGCACUGGAACUCGACCAAGAUGCAGACGAUGCAGCGACAACGAUGUUAGCUGCGAGUACGACGCCGACCCCGACAUCACGCCCUCGCUUACCGUCAAGCGGCGCAACAUCGAGCUCCUGAAGGAGAACCAAGAACUGCGCCAGGUGAUUGGCUUCAUGGCGACGCGACCGUGGCAGGAGACAGAAGAGGUGUUUCAGAGGUUACGAGAGGGAAUGGAUCCGCUGGAAGUGUAUGCUGCCGUCAUUGCUGGCAGGACGGACAGUAGUGGUGGUCUUGUCACUUCAACUUUGCAGCCUCCAUCCCAACAUCGCCCUCCUGGCGAAAGCGGAUGGGAUGGAGGAGGUGGUCUACAGCAUCUUCCUCCUCCUCAAGGGGAGGUUCGUGGUCUAGCGGUACAGCAGCAGCAACAGUCGACAGAAGGGAGAACGAGCAGAGGCACGAGGAGGCCAUCGGAGCGCCUCGACAUUGCAUCUCUGCUGUCAUGAAAACACUUAUGCCAUUUAAUGG